AUAGGCCGAUAAACAGCUGUUCGUGAAGAAAAACAAAUUUAACAAAUUGUGCAAAGUUAAAUGCGAUCCUUAUUAACGAACACGUCACAAUUUUUCGGUCAAAAUGCGUUUUUGGCUCGCCUGCAACGCGGCUGUUUUUUGCAUAUUCCUACAUGUGUUGGCGGAAGACAGCAGUGGACAACAAAAGGAGCUCCAAAACAACAUCACGACCAUCAACAACUCCACGCCUGAAAGUAGUAACUCUCACCCCCCAUUCGAUGUGGCGGUCAACAGUCCACUGGGGAACAUUUCCUCGGCAACUGCUGCUCCUGUGAGUGCAGUAAACACCACAAGGAAGGGAAACGCAUCCACAGUGAUCACGGAGCCACCACUCAUUGACUCGCAUGCCGUCGAGCAGGAGCACAACUCCUCGCUUUCCUUGUUCUUUGUAAUUUGCGUGAUCAUGCUAGGUAUCCUGUUAAUCCACUCCAUGCUGCAGACCGGAUUUCAGUAUUUGCCGGAAAGCAUUGUCGUGGUCUUCCUGGGCGCCCUCAUCGGCUUGUCGCUGAACAUAAUGUCCGGACAGAAUGGCAGCUGGAAGCGCGAGGAGGUUUUCUCGCCAAUGGGCUUCUUCUUGGUCCUUUUACCGCCAAUUAUAUUCGAGUCCGGUUACAAUCUGCACAAAGGAAACUUCUUUCAGAACAUUGGUUCCAUCCUGGUUUUUGCCAUAUUCGGCACAACGAUUUCUGCACUAGUCAUUGGAGCUGGAAUUUACCUGCUAGGCCUGGCAGAGGUGGCGUUUCGCCUGAGCUUUUCGGAGUCGUUUGCCUUUGGCUCGCUUAUCUCGGCUGUUGAUCCUGUCGCGACGGUCGCUAUUUUUCAUGCUCUUGACGUGGACCCAAUUCUAAACAUGUUGGUGUUCGGUGAGAGUAUCUUAAACGACGCUAUAUCUAUUGUGCUCACCGCCUCCAUCACCCAAUCGGCCAACGCAAACGCAGAGGCCAGCACUGGUGAGGCAAUGUUUAGUGCGCUAAAGACUUUCUGCGCUAUGUUCUUCGCGUCGGCGGGUAUUGGAGUUAUCUUUGCCUUGAUAUCUGCUUUGCUCCUCAAGCACAUCGAUUUGCGGAAGCAUCCGUCCCUUGAAUUUGCCAUGAUGCUUAUGUUUACGUACGCCCCCUACGUUUUGGCCGAGGGAAUACACUUAAGUGGCAUCAUGGCUAUACUAUUUUGUGGAAUCGUCAUGUCUCACUAUACGCAUUUCAAUCUGUCCACGGUCACUCAAAUCACCAUGCAACAGACAAUGAGGACACUGGCAUUUAUUGCUGAAACAUGUGUAUUUGCCUAUCUGGGCCUGGCGAUUUUCUCAUUCAAGCACCAAGUAGAACUCUCUUUUGUUAUAUGGGCUAUAGUGCUCUGUUUAAUUGGCCGGGCCUGCAACAUUUUUCCUCUGGCCUUCUUGGUUAACAAAUUCCGCGAGCAUAAGAUCAACAACAAAAUGCAGUUCAUCAUGUGGUUUUCGGGUCUUCGAGGAGCCAUUUCUUACGCGUUGUCUUUGCACUUAAACCUUGACAGCCAGGAAAAGCGCCACGUCAUCAUAACAACUACAUUGAUCAUCGUGCUGUUUACCACGCUAGUAUUGGGAGGCUCUACUAUGCCUCUGUUGAAAUACCUUAAGCCUGGUAAGAAACGCCGCACACGUGGUUCUGUGCGAAAUAGCACUGAAGAUGGAGGACGUCGGGCCAGCGGCCGAAAGCGGUCGAAGUCGAUUUCUCUGUCAAAGACCCGCGAAUGGGGCCAGGCAAUCGACUCAGAACACUUGUCGGAGCUCACCGAAGAGGAGGAUGUAACCUUUACACAAGCAAGGGAUCGCUUUGGCCGCAUGGAUCGCAAGUACUUUAUUCCGUUCUUUACACGACGCUUUAACAGUCAGGAACUGCACGAGUGCAAGUCGCAGAUGGCCGACCUGACCAACAAGUGGUAUCAAGCCAUUCGUGUGAGUCCAUUAGAUUCGGAUGAGUCGGAUGAAGAGAUCGGGUUGGCGGCCAGUACAAGUCAGAGCCAUCUGGCGCGAUCGUAGUGAUUCAGGGAUGUUUUGGAGAACUCUGUGGCUGUGUUAAGACACCUUGGUGGCCAAAAGUCAACGAUCGUAUUUAUUACUUUUUUUUUAUAGUUCUUUUAUUUAUCCGUGUUACUUAGAAAAACGGUGGUGGUACUUGUUAACUUGUGUAUAUAUUUUCCUCGUUUCUAGACGCUUAUCUUGUUAGACCCAAUUGCAAGGAUAAGUUUGUAUUAUGCUAGUUCCUUUAUUUAUCCGCUUCGAGCAGUAUUCCAUUGCACAAGACAUUUGGUCUUAAAAAUGGCAAUUUGAACGUGACAAAACCAGCCCAAGUCAGAAACACACGCUUAAAAUGGUUAAUGAUACUAAAAUGUAUGCAUGUUUUGGCUGUAUUUGUUAUUUUUAAAAUUUUUGAAACCAAAUAUAAUAAAUAUCUAAUUGUGAUACCAUUAACAAGAUAAUUGCAAAAUUA
This is a messenger RNA of Drosophila ficusphila, 2507 nucleotides long. RefSeq names its product sodium/hydrogen exchanger 8 (gene Nhe1). Gene Ontology annotation, molecular function: sodium:proton antiporter activity. The coding region runs from base 104 to 2056 and encodes 650 amino acids. Gene Ontology annotation, cellular component: Golgi apparatus; membrane. Gene Ontology annotation, biological process: regulation of pH; proton transmembrane transport; sodium ion transport. The transcript has 5 exons. NCBI's taxonomy places the organism in Eukaryota, Metazoa, Arthropoda, Insecta, Diptera, Drosophilidae. The record is from RefSeq and is a predicted model, not a curated record.